Rhineura floridana is the source of this 2093-nucleotide messenger RNA. RefSeq names its product forkhead box L1 (gene FOXL1). The transcript is spliced from 2 exons. The coding region runs from base 193 to 1395 and encodes 400 amino acids. Gene Ontology annotation, molecular function: RNA polymerase II cis-regulatory region sequence-specific DNA binding; DNA-binding transcription factor activity, RNA polymerase II-specific. The record is from RefSeq and is a predicted model, not a curated record. Gene Ontology annotation, biological process: anatomical structure morphogenesis; cell differentiation; regulation of transcription by RNA polymerase II. NCBI's taxonomy places the organism in Eukaryota, Metazoa, Chordata, Lepidosauria, Squamata, Rhineuridae.
ACACCCCCCUUGGGGGAAAAAAAGCGCUAUGAAGAAGGGAGAGACGGAGAAGAGUCCAAAGCCAGCCGAGGAGGAACGGUCGCCGCCACCAUCUCCAUCCUCCCAGCGCAGGCAGCUCUGGGGGAGCCCUAGAGGGGAGCCCCCCUUUCCUUGGCCCUCGCGCGAGACACCCGGAGUCGCUUCGGAUCUGCCAUGAGCCAGCUGUACAGCAGCCCCCUCCCUCCUGCCCUGGGCAGCUCCCCGCUGGUCUACCUCUACGGGGCGGAGCGGGGAGGGCUUCCCCGGGCGCUGGGCUUCGCCUCCGCGGGGGUCCUCUCCCGGCAGGAGCCCCCGCAGAAGCCUCCGUACAGCUACAUCGCCCUGAUCGCCAUGGCCAUCAAGGAAGCCCCGGAGCAGAAAGUGACCCUCAACGGCAUCUACCAGUUCAUCAUGGAGAGGUUCCCCUUCUACCACGACAACAAACAAGGCUGGCAGAACUCCAUCCGGCACAACCUCUCGCUCAACGACUGCUUCGUCAAGGUCCCCAGGGAGAAGGGGCGGCCGGGCAAAGGGAGCUACUGGACUCUGGACCCCAGGUGCCUGGACAUGUUCGAGCACGGGAACUACCGGCGGAGGAAGAGGAAGCCCAAAGCCGGCGGGAGCCCCGUCGGAGGGGAGGACGCGGAGCUGACGGAGAGGGACCGAGGCGCCCGAGGUGGACACGCGUCCGAGGCCCAAGGCAAGAGGCCGCGGGAGAGCCGCUCCCACCCACACCACCAUCACCUGUUCUCCAUCAAGCCCACCGUAGGCGAAGACUCGGUGCCAACCUUUAGACAGGAUGAGGAGGACUCCAGGGCCAGACUGGACCCGGCGAAGGGAGGGGAGAAAGGAGGAGGGAUCGGCCCUGUAUCAGGCCCAAGCGGCCUCGGCAGUCACCUCCAGCUGACCCCGUCCAGCUGCGCGGCUAUUCGGAGCCACUUGGCGCGCCUCGCGCCUUCCCCCAAGGACCAGGCGCGCGUCGAGGGAGAGGGUGCUUCUGGGAGCGCAGGGGCGCCGGCGGCAGCCGGUAGGCUCCUCCAAGAACCGUCCCCUUUGGAGGCGCCCCGGGGAGUCUCCGCGGCCAGCCAGGCUCCCCCCGAAGCUGCCAGGAGCUCCGCCAAGCCGCAGAGCUUCAGCAUAGAGAGCAUUCUCUCCAGGAAAGGCCUCCACAGGCCGGGCCCCAAAGGCGUCUCCAAACUGGACGGCCUCGCCGGCGGCUGCCUACUGGCCAGUGUCGAGACCCGCCCGACUUUCAACGCCUCGCUGGUGCUAGAUCCCCAGAUUCAAGGAAGAAAACGCCCCAUAAGAUGCCUUCCUCUUUCUCUGUCUGUCUGUCUGUUGUUGGAAGCUGUUUCUAUCCCAACUGGACCUCAUUAGAGUCACCAGCAGAGCAAUCCAACUCAGAGGAAGCUGGGGUAAGUUGUGCUGGAGUUCUGCUGCAUCCAGUUGCCAUUCAGGAGCCUCUGGGUUGGCUGAACGCCAGCUCAGACGGAAGCUGUGUGCAGGGACCAUGAAAUAAAAGCCUGCCCUCCCAAAUACCCCUACCAGGGACUCAGCUCUCUCCAUUGACUUCUAUUGCAAUUAUUUUCUUGGACUGAACUUUUUCCUGGUGUAACUUUUUCCUGGAUUGGGACCUGCAGGAGCACUCCGAACACAAGUUGGAUGUGGCCUAAGCCCCCUAAUCUCAGGCCUGCCCCCAACAUACCCCUUUUUUGGAUCUUAUGCCAGCUUCCGCCGGCUCCACUUCUGCCGGUCCUAGCGGAACCAGCUGGAUCUGUCCUGGCUUAGCUGAGCCAGGGACCAGGACUUACGCCAGCGUAGCCCAGUUGAGCCAGGACCCAGCAGGCUCAGCUGGAGAUCUGCCAUAUCCAACUCCCCUCGGCCUGGUGUAAAUGCGAGUUGGAUUGUGCCCUAACAAAGCAAUUGACCAGCCUGAUAAACCCCCACCUGAUGUGUGGCUUACAGGGAAGCUAGAGAAAUCCUCCAGAGAUAUCAAGAAACACUUUCUCUUAGCCUUUAGUUGUUAUUUUUUUUAAAAAAAUCAUAAGACAUUCUUUUGUUCUUGCUAUAAAUAA